This is a messenger RNA of Hippocampus comes (tiger tail seahorse), 898 nucleotides long. It is a transcript of the gene gid4, whose product is annotated as GID complex subunit 4 homolog. The transcript is spliced from 6 exons. Gene Ontology annotation, cellular component: GID complex. Bases 138 to 827 code for a protein of 229 amino acids. The record is from RefSeq and is a predicted model, not a curated record. NCBI's taxonomy places the organism in Eukaryota, Metazoa, Chordata, Actinopteri, Syngnathiformes, Syngnathidae. Gene Ontology annotation, biological process: protein catabolic process in the vacuole; proteasome-mediated ubiquitin-dependent protein catabolic process; protein targeting to vacuole.
AUUCAACUGUCGACCAAUCAGAUUUCGGGAAACUGAACUAGCCAUUCAGAGCCCUGCUGAGGUCGCCGGUCAAAAUAAAUUGUCCAAACUUUUCAAUCUCAGAGAUAUCGUUCGUGUGCUUUCCUGUUCGCGAGUUCAUGACGGUAGUCGACGGUGACGCGUUACCGCUCGCCAUGCCUGUCCCAGCCGAAUGUUACCUUGCCUCCGACGCGGCCUGUCCAACACCGGGCUCGCUUAUGCCGCCCGCCCCAAUCAAUGGGCAACAGCCCGGCGUGGCCACGUCGGUGCUGUACAGCGGCUCCCAGUUUCGGGGCUACCAGAAGAGCAAAGGGAGCGCCUACGACGUGGAUGUUGUAUUGCAGCAUGUGACUCCGGAGGAUUCCUAUUUGUGUGGAUAUCUGAAGAUCAGCGGCCUGACUGAGGAGUAUCCGACGCUCACAACAUUCUUUGCUGGUGAAAUCAUAAGUCGAAAGAGGCCUUUUUUAACCAGGAAGUGGGAUGCUGAUGAGGACGUGGACAGGAAACAUUGGGGCAAAUUUCAGGCUUUUUUUAAAGUCGCCAAAAGCUUCAACUCUGACGAUUUUGACUACGACGCACUGGAACGCAGCGAUUACGUCUUCAUGAGAUGGAAAGAGCAGUUCCUGGUCCCCGAUCAUACCAUCAAGGACAUCAGUGGUGCGUCCUUUGCAGGCUUUUACUACAUCUGCUUCCAGAAGUCCACAGCCACGAUUGAGGGUUACUACUACCACAGGAGCUCGGAAUGGUAUCAGUCACUCAACCUGAGCCACGUCCGAGAGCACAGUAUUCCCAUCUAUGAAUUCCGCUGAAAAAGAUGACGUGUUUGUCACGGAGGGCUCAAAUUCACGCCGCCCUGGUCUUCAAAUGGGAUGCAAAAAAA